This is a messenger RNA of Pocillopora verrucosa, 1709 nucleotides long. RefSeq lists its product as uncharacterized. NCBI's taxonomy places the organism in Eukaryota, Metazoa, Cnidaria, Anthozoa, Scleractinia, Pocilloporidae. The record is from RefSeq and is a predicted model, not a curated record. Gene Ontology annotation, cellular component: membrane.
GCUUGUCUUUGGCAAUAGCUGGACUUGAGGAAGGAAGAAAACGAGAAUCAGCGUAUAAAAUGGGAAUGACGAGAGGCCAUUCUGUCGCUGCCAUUUCUAUUGGUAUUCUGCAGUUGUUGUUUUCCGUUGCUUUGAUCAUUCCCUCUUUCGUUCUUUCGAGCUAUGGCCACGGCGUCAACACAUCCUCAACGCCAUAUUGGUGUGGGUUCCCGUUCUUUCUCUGUGGAAUUUUUGGCAUUUGUGGAGGUGUUACCAAGAACCAUUGUUGUAUGAUUACAUUUUUGGUCUUCAGCAUUAUUGUCACAGUCAUUUCUGCAUCAGCAUCGCUUAUUGUCACUUUAGCUCUGUCCUACUGGGAUGUUGCAGUUGAUCUUUCUGACUGUACCACUGUUGGAGACUCUUGCGUUUGUCCAGGUGACCAAAUUUAUGAAGUGGAUGACUGCUCCUACCUGAGCAGCAUCAGAGCUGUGAUUGUUGUGAUCAUGAUUGUCUGCUACAUCUCCACUGCUUUGGCCCUGGCUGGAUCAAUUUUGGGCUGUGUUACAACUUGCUGUGCCCCACCUGAUCCCCCCAUGAUGGUUAUUGCUCAGCCAACAAUGGCCCCCACUGGUGUGGUGGUCUCUCAUUCAUCCAUGCAGGUUAGCGGAGCGGCUCCAAUGGCUUACCCCCAAGGGGCUUACCCCCAAGGUGCUUACCCUCAGGGUGCUUACCCUCAGGGUACUUAUGCUGGACAGGCCAUGUUCACAGAGCAAACAGCAAAGACUCAUGACAAGGCUCCCUUGGUUGUGUAAACUGUUGUCACAGUUUUGAUAUUUCCUUUUUUCUAGAUUAUAGUUGUUGUAAGUUUCAGUGCAUAGUUGGCAUCUAACUCAGUGUGUAGUCAUAAACUAAAGAAUUAGAGCCUUUUUUUAUCUUUCCAAAAAGAAAAAUUGAUUCAAAAGUUUUUUUUUUUCAUAUCAAGAAUGAUUCCAGUUCGUUACCGGUUAGGUACCACAUGGCAGAUGGAUAUUUUCCUCUCCAUUGUUUAUGAUUUAGCAAAGAAGGCUUUGUUUAUUAAUGUAUGUGCUUUGUGACUGUACAACGGGUUUGCUUUUUGGUAAAAGAGCUGAACAACUUCCUGUAGCAAUAAAAGUUCUUAGCAUUCUUUUAGACAUUAGCCUGUCAGACAGAUUUCACUAUAUGUUAGUCAUAUUAUAAAGGUCAUAUAGGGGAGACCGAUUGAAAGCCUUUUCCAUGACGUUUACAAGAGUAAAAAAAUUAUUCAGGAUCAAGAGUUGCUUUUCAGAAGAGUGUUAUCUUUGUCUCGAAAGUUGCUAUUGUACUGAAUGCAGGUCAGAAGAGUGUACUCUUUGUUAAGAAAGUUACUAUACUGUACUGGAUGCAGGUUAGAUAAGAAUUCUACAAGUCAAGAUGAGUGCAGUUGAAACUGUUGCCAGCAUUUUUUACCAUCAAGAGAGGGAAACAGCAAUCAUUUUAUUAAUGUUCUGAUAACUUAAUUGUGUUUAAUCUCGUUGAGAGUAGGCCUGUACGGUGUAGCAUUUGAUAGAUUUAAGUUAUAUAGUCCAAAGGUAGUUUUUGUUUCGGUUUCUCGUGUAAGGUUUUAAAUUUUGCCUAUAUGCCAUGUAUUUUAGUAUAUUAUAUCAAAGUCAGCUUAUUGCGAUACUUGAUGCACUGGUGAUAAAUGUUAAAUAAAUCAUUUUGUCGUCUCA